AUGUCUGCUUGGUUUCGGUGGUUUGGCGGAGGGAGCGGCGGAGAAGGCGAGGGUGUGGUGCGACGCUCCCGGGGUCGACGGAUCACACAGCGCCGCGGAGCUAUCAAGCAUCAUAAAAUCCAUGAGGUGAACGGUCAUCGUUUCGUGGCGAAAUUCUUCCGUCAGCCGACCUUCUGCGCGUUUUGUAAGGAGUUCCUGUGGGGCUUCGGGAAGCAGGGAUACAGCUGCGUUGUCUGUCAGACGGCGGUUCACAAGAAAUGCCAUAGCAAACUUUUAGGAAAAUGUCCCGGAUCCUCCGCACAUUCAGAAGCCACGGUGUAUCUACGAGAGCGGUUUAAAGUAGACGUGCCACAUCGUUUCCGCCCGCACCAGUUCAUGUCGCCAACAUUCUGCGAUCACUGUGGUGCUUUGUUGUACGGGUUCUUCAAGCAAGAACUCAAAUGUGAAGGUAUCCUUACAUAG
Bombyx mandarina (wild silkworm) is the source of this 462-nucleotide messenger RNA. RefSeq names its product Protein kinase C delta (gene Pkcdelta). Gene Ontology annotation, biological process: protein phosphorylation. The record is from RefSeq and is a predicted model, not a curated record. Lineage: Eukaryota; Metazoa; Arthropoda; Insecta; Lepidoptera; Bombycidae. Gene Ontology annotation, molecular function: ATP binding; diacylglycerol-dependent serine/threonine kinase activity.